AUGGCUGGGUUUAAUGGUGAGGUGGAUCUGAGGGCCAGAUUAGCGGUAGUGGAAGAAGGUGAAGAGGUGUUUGAUUACUCGGGAGCAGGGGUGGAAGCGGAGACUGAGAAGUAUAGAUGGUGUUUGGUGGGAAGGUUUUUGACUGAUAAGCAGGUGAACUGUGAGGCUGUUAAGUCUGUUCUUCCUCUUAUUUGGAAACCAGUGAAAGAUGUUUGUGUUACGGAAGCGGCUCCGAAUUUAUUCCUCUUCCAGUUUUUCCAUGAGAUGGAUAUGCGGAGAGUUGUUGACGAUGGUCCGUGGACUUUCGAAUACCAUCUGCUGCUGUGUCGGCAACUGGUUAUAGGAGAAACGAUAUCGGAGGUUCAGUUAUGGGAGGCGACGUUAUGGGUGCACCUGCUGGAUAUCCCUUUAGGGUUUGUCUCUAAAAAACUUGGAGAAGACGUUGGUAAUUUCCUAGGGUCAUUUGUGGCCCAUGACAAUAGAAGAUCAAAAACUGUAGAAGGGAGUUCGAUGAGGGUCAGGGCCAGCAUUGAUGUCAGAAAACCGUUGAGGAGGAGGAUGAAGUUUAAAUGGAGUGCUAGUGCUACUAGUUGGAUCACCUUCCAAUACGAAAGGAUUCCAAUGUUUUGCUUCUACUGUGGUGUUAUGGGCCAUUCGGAGAAGUUUUGUGUAAAAUUCUUCGACAACCCUAUCCCAAAAGAGAUGAUGCCCUAUGAUUCAAGUUUGAGAUUCGUGCUAAAGAAGUCGGCGGCGCCGAAGCCGGACAGGUGGUUGAGGAGUUCUAGUCCGGCAAGGGAGGAGAAUGGGGAAGAAAAUGCUGAGGUGGAAAGUUUGAAUGAAAGAAUCGCUGAAAAUCUGUCAUUGGCAAAAUCUGCGCAAUCAUUUGAAAAUCAAAAUAGAAAGUUCCGGGAAAAGGAGGUUUUUGAGGGAAAAUCUGCUGACCUAGUAAUUAGAGAGGGCGGGAGAUCUAAUCAAAUCAAUUCAAUUAUCAGCAAAUCUAGCUUUCCAAAUGUGGUGGAUGGUGAGGUGGCAAAUGAAUCUAAGAGAAAAAGAGCAAAUGGAGGAAGUGUUAUUGGGCUUUUAGAAGGUGGGCCAAGUUUUCUUGUCUCUGACAUGAUUAUUGAUCCAUCAGUUUACAGACCGGCGGGCCUUGGUAAUCAGGCCGGCCAUAAGCAAUGA
Messenger RNA from Mercurialis annua (annual mercury), 1179 nucleotides. RefSeq lists its product as uncharacterized. Lineage: Eukaryota; Viridiplantae; Streptophyta; Magnoliopsida; Malpighiales; Euphorbiaceae. The transcript has a single exon. Bases 1 to 1179 code for a protein of 392 amino acids. The record is from RefSeq and is a predicted model, not a curated record.